Messenger RNA from Mercenaria mercenaria, 2748 nucleotides. RefSeq lists its product as uncharacterized. Gene Ontology annotation, molecular function: G protein-coupled receptor activity. Bases 1 to 2748 code for a protein of 915 amino acids. Gene Ontology annotation, cellular component: membrane. The transcript has 5 exons. The record is from RefSeq and is a predicted model, not a curated record. Gene Ontology annotation, biological process: G protein-coupled receptor signaling pathway; cell surface receptor signaling pathway. NCBI's taxonomy places the organism in Eukaryota, Metazoa, Mollusca, Bivalvia, Venerida, Veneridae.
AUGAGUAGCUUAAAAAUUCUCUUUACAUUUGUUUUUAUGAUAAAUGGGCAACUAAAUACAUCAGGAGAUAACAAUGUCAGUGGAAACAAUAUAAUUAAAAGGAGGACAAAGGAAUAUUUAGAGCUUUGUCCUUACACAGACACUUGUUACACUAACGUGUCAAAACCGGAUGAAAUUAUAUUUGGAAUGGCUCUACCGUGUUGUAACCCGUGUAGAUGUGAUAUAGACUGUGGACGGAACUGCUGUCCAGAUAUAUCAGUGGAUUUCGAAAACGAAGAAAAAAUCUAUGAAGCUAAAGAAAUACACCAAUGCGUCGACGCACAAUAUAGACCUUAUGAUACUAGAAUAUCAAACGGACGGUCUUUAGAAAUGAUUUCAAAAUGUCCGUACAAAUAUAACGAUACUGAAAUUGCAGCAAAAUGUGCACGAGAGUAUCACGCAGUAUCGUUUGAUGUGCCGUUAAGAUAUAUUCUUCCUGGAUACGAUAAUUUAACUGAUUCCAUUUACAAAAAUAUUUUCUGUGCUAUUUGUCACAAAGUUGAGUUGGAUAGUUUAGUUUUUGGGCGUAUAAGUAUUGAAUGUAAAGAUGCAACAAGAAAUAUAACAUAUAUUCGCGACUUAACCGUUAUACCAGACCCAGGAGACGAGGACGGUUGCAAUGUAUUGUUUAAAAUACCAGAAAAAAUCGACGCGAUUCCCUGGGCAAUGAAAACAUGUGACAGGACAUUUAUUGAUCGUUGUAAUUUUACAGGGCAAUGGCAGUCGUACGAUAGUCAUUUGGAGCAGGCUUGCUUAUCAUAUGAAUCAGUAUACAACAAUUUCAGGAAUGUACAUUGCUUGUUAUGUAAUGGCUUAAAUAAAAGUGAAGUGAAACGUACAUGUCAGUAUCCAGAUUUCUAUUAUGAUUAUACAGCAAUCGUUGAAAGGGAAAUGUUUAAUUUCAUUACACUUCUCAACUGGAACACAAAGGAAGACGUCGUUCUCCUUGGAAACACAAAACAACAAACAAAUUUAAAUGAGCAAUGUCUGCAAAAUAGUUUAUUGGAUCCCUUGAGGAAAAAAAAAGCACUUCAGAAUCAUAAGAAUGUACUGAAAAGAGAAUAUGUGGGUAAUUUAUUACGGCCUACAUUACGUAUACCAUUUACUCUGUUAAUAGGUCUCAAUCCACAUUUAACCUCAAACCAGUCGGUAUUUAAACCAUUAACUCUAACACAUGAGGACACUAGAGAAGACUGGCUGUUGCAAUGCCCCCGUGGAAUGGUGAUGAUAAAUAGGAUGUGCUUACCUCCACACAGAUUUAUAUCAUCGGAUCUUCUGAUGGAAAUAAACCUUAUUCUUGAACCAUACGAUGUUCAAAAGCAAGACAAACUCGCGCUGAAUAAAAUUAUUUCAGUUAUAUUAGAUGAAAUGGAGUUGAAGAAGUCAUUGCUGAUCACAAGGAAUGUAGAGCUGCAAAACAUGAAAUGUUCUUUAAAAUUCAAAACAGACUUAGGUGGGACAAAUCCUAUAAGUAAAGUUAUUGCGUUAGAAUCCGUACAGUAUGUUAAAGUUAACAUUCAAAUUUUGAUUUAUAACGCAGAGGAAGAUUUACUUGGAACUGUUCUUGACUUCGCACUGGUAUUUACCAACAUUUCAAGUAUCGGCAAUGUCUUCAAAGCUUACUUUCAUCAUUUUGACCAUUUCUUUAUUGAACAACGCCCGCUAAAGUCUAAUUGUGUAAAUGUUCCAAAUCUACCUCUGUUUCAACUAUGUCUAGAAAACAAAAUUCCAAAAGAAAGGAUGCUGUAUUUUGAGGUUUUACGCAAACAAGAGACAGUAUAUGUGAAUGAAUCAUAUAUAGAAAUUAGCUUGGAACAAGAACCUUUUUGCCCGAGAAUCGCUCUUCCUAAACUGACGUUCAUGAAUUGUAAUGAGUCUACAAUUUACACAAACAAUUUUCUUUCUACACGGCUUACAGAAAAUGAAACACACAUGUUCUUUUGUCAUGAAGACUUUUUUCAACAUCUGGACAGUCUUCACACAAACCAAGUCAUAGUCAAGCAGAAAGUAGAGUCAGGGGUUAAUAUUCGCGGCGGAGUAACCUAUUUGACCAUUGUUUGUUUAAGUAUUUCAUUGUUGUCUCUUGUGUUGACACUUACAGUGUAUUCAGUCUAUCCAGCACUACGGUCUUUACCAGGACUUAACAACAUGGCUUUAGUUACAAGUUUGAUAAUUUUUCAGGCAAUAUCAUUGGUGAGUACUGUUACAAAUAUCAACAUUAGUUGGCUUUGCAGUUUAUUUGGUGCAGUUCAUCACUUCUCUCUAACUUUAUCUUUUGCUUGGAUGUUUGUGUGUACUUUUCAUAUGAUGAAGGUAUUUGUUAAGAUCAGAAAUCGAUCUGUUGGCAGGAAUGACUUUCGAACCUUUGUUUCGUAUAUUGUUUUUACGACAAGUGUUUCGCUAUCGACUGUUUCCAUAACGAUUGUUGUUGCAGCCGUUCAGUCUGAGGGCGAAGACAUAGGCUACGGCGGUGCCACCUGCUACAUCAAGGAUCCAGCUAAUGUUCUAUUUCUUGUUGCUUUACCAGUUGCUAUAGUGGUUUUUGCCAACAUUUUUAUGUUUUGUGUUGUUGUUUUUAAAAUACAUAAACAUCCGACACUUUCCUCUUCCAAUCCAAAAGAACGUCACAAUAUAACAAUUUUUGCGAAGUUAUCGACGAUAACCGGGAUGACUUGGAUCUUUGGGUUCAUUUAUAUUUUUAUAUUCUGA